UCAGUGUCUGAUGACGAAUUUCCCCCACGAAUCAUUAUCACUCAAUUCUGCAAAUGGUUCUGAUUUACUAUCGCUGUUCUCUAGCCGGUCUAAAACCGCUUUUGAUCUAAAGGGACACUUUUUGGACGCCAUGGACGUUUCUCAGUUUCCAGGCAGAAAGAAGGGUAAAAAAGCAGGCAGGGCACAGGACAAAGCACUGGGGACAAAAUGUAUGUGAAAUGGUUUGAUACAGUCAUGGAAUACUAUCAGAUUUUUUUUUUUUUCCAUAAAGUUUAUUAUUUUAAAAUGUUUGAAUUUCCCACCGGUUCCAUCCCCCGUACAUCCCGACGCUCGCAGGGACCGGAACCCAGAAGACGGAUGCUGGCAUCGGGUGGAGGACAUUGCUGGGGACACUGCAGGAGGGAC
This is a messenger RNA of Staurois parvus, 405 nucleotides long. NCBI's taxonomy places the organism in Eukaryota, Metazoa, Chordata, Amphibia, Anura, Ranidae. The record is from the annotation of a GenBank genome assembly.